CCAGACCAGGAGGAGGGAGGGAGAGGCAGCAUGGCGGCCGCCCGCGCCCAGGCGCUCCGCGCGCUGCUCGCCAGGUGCUCGACGAAAUGCCCCCGCGGCGCCUCCUUCUCCAGCCUCCCCCGCGGCGCCGCCCCCUCUCCCUCCGCACCCGCCUCCCGCACCCACCACCUCUUCCCAUCCCAGUCGCGCGCCCUGGCGAGCGAGGCCGCCCGGGGCGGGGUCCGCGGGCGCGAGGCGGGCUCGGAGGACGACGAGGAGUGGGCGGUGGAGUGGGAGGACAGCGAGGACGACGGGUACGAGCCCGAGAUCGGCGACGGCGGGGACGGCGGCGGCGUCGCGCUGCGGGACGUCAAGUGGGGGGAGCGCGCCCUCGCGGCGGCCCAGGAGGUCCUCGCCGGCCACUUCGGGGAUGACGUCGCCAUGUUCGCAUUCAAGGUGUCGCCCAAGGGAUACGUCUACGUGCGCCUGGACAAGCUCACCAACAUAUAUGGGUGCCCUGAUAUUGAGGAAAUAGAGAGUUUCAAUAGGCUCUACAAGCAGAAAUUGGAUGAAAUAAUUGAAAGAGGCGAAAUACCCCUGGACCUGGCACUUGAGGUAUCGUCACCAGGUGCAGAGAGGCUUCUGAAGGUGCCUGGGGAUUUGGAUCGCUUCAAGGACAUGGCUAUGAGGGUGCAAUACCUUGCUGAAGGCGACAACGACCUUGUCUCAAAGCAGAACCUUCUGAAGGAUGGCAUCUUCUUGCUCGAGUCGGUUGACACUCAGGCUGAGCACUGCAUCUGGAAGCUGGCAGAUGUCAAGGAGAACAGAGCGGAAGCGGGGAAAGGAAGGCCAUUGAACAGGAAGCAGAAAGACUGGAGGCUGCAAACUUCGUUCACGUCGGUGAAGAAGGUGACUCUGUACUUGGACUCCAACUAGUAAUGCCUGUAGUUAGAAAUGUUAAGACUUCCAAGAACUAUCCUAGUCAGACUCGUUCUUACUCUUCAGAGUUAAGAAAGAGCAGCAUUAUCUAUUUAGUCUAAGAGUUGCCCGCUGGCUGCGUCAGAAUAGCGUGGCAUAUUUUUUGUAGAGGCAGGUUACCUUGUACUGGAUCACAGUCUCAUCUACUGAGAUUAACUUGGGUUGAUCCGAAGUCUGCAUUGCUUGCAGCCCUGAUGUUUUGUGCAUACCGUUUCAGUUCUCAUGCUUGAUUAUGUACAAGAAUGGCAGAUCAUUUGCUAUA
Messenger RNA from Setaria italica (foxtail millet), 1219 nucleotides. RefSeq lists its product as uncharacterized. The record is from RefSeq and is a predicted model, not a curated record. Lineage: Eukaryota; Viridiplantae; Streptophyta; Magnoliopsida; Poales; Poaceae. The transcript is spliced from 4 exons. Bases 31 to 915 code for a protein of 294 amino acids.